Molecule: messenger RNA, 1623 nt
Organism: Maylandia zebra (zebra mbuna)
Lineage: Eukaryota; Metazoa; Chordata; Actinopteri; Cichliformes; Cichlidae
Gene: ptgr1.1
Product: prostaglandin reductase 1, tandem duplicate 1
Biological process (GO): prostaglandin metabolic process
Cellular component (GO): cytoplasm
Molecular function (GO): 15-oxoprostaglandin 13-reductase [NAD(P)+] activity; 2-alkenal reductase [NAD(P)H] activity
Source: RefSeq, a predicted model, not a curated record
ACGUAAUCAAAGCAAGCUUCGACACGCGCUUCACAAAAACUUCCCCGAGAUUACCCGACACAGGUAUCGAAGCUUCGACACACAGGACACAUCACUACACACUUCAUCGAAGCAGUUAAAAGCUAUAUCUGCUGCCAUACAAGAGAAGCAUCAUGGUUCAAGCCAAGUUCUGGGUAAUGACUCAGCACUUUGACGGCUUCCCAAAAAACAGUGACUUUGAGCUGAAGGUGGAGGAGCUCCCUGAGCCCACAGAUGGAGAGGUGCUUCUGGAAGCUGUGUUUCUCAGUGUCGACCCGUACAUGAGGCCGUUCAGCAGAGUUGCCAUGAAGGAAGGAGAUGUGAUGAUUGGAACUCAGGUGGCCAAAGUGAUCCAGAGUAAAAAUCCAGCGUUUCCUGUGGGAAGCCACGUUGUGAGUGACAGUGGGUGGAGAACCCACACAAUCAGUGAUGGGACCGGCCUCACUCCCAUCCUGCCUGAGUGGCCUAAAGAUGUGUCCCUGUCUCUGGCUCUGGGUGCCAUCGGGAUGCCCGGACUGACGGCUGUUUAUGGGAUAGAAGACGUGUUGGGUCUAAAGGAGGGUGAGACCCUGCUGGUGAACGCUGCAGCUGGAGCGGUGGGCUCCGUGGUGGGACAGAUCGCCAAGAUCAAGGGCUGUAAGGUGGUGGGCUCAGCAGGCUCUGAUGCCAAAGUGGUUUUUCUCAAAGAGCUGGGAUUUGAUGAGGCCUUCAACUACAAAACUGUGGGUUCCCUGGAGGAGGCUCUGAGGAAGGCUUCACCUGAAGGAUACGAUUGCUUGUUUGAAAAUGUGGGAGGUUCUUUUGCAACUGUUGCCCUGGAGCAGAUGAAGAACUGUGGAAGAAUAGCUGUGUGUGGAAGUAUCUCCACCUACAAUGACAGUACACCGCAGACAGGUCCGUAUCCCUACUUCACUAUGAUCAUAAAGGAGCUGAAGAUGGAGGGAUUUAUGCAAAGCAGCAGGCAGCACAAGCACCCUGAGACCCUCAAGAGACUGUUAGCAUGGGUGAAAGAGGGCAAACUGCAGUGUCGGGAGCACGUCACAAAAGGCUUUGAAAACAUGCCGGCUGCUUUUAUGGGGAUGAUGCGGGGAGAAAACAUGGGCAAGGCCGUCGUCGCAGUCUGAAGAGUUCAAUGCAAGAGAGCCAGCAUUACUAAUAACUGCCAUUAUUACACAAUCUAUCAAUUAAUGAAGAAUCGAGCAAUCACCAUAACAGAAUAAUUUCACAUUAACAUUUCACUUGUUUUUCUUGUUUUGUUUUGUUUUUUUAGUGUAUUGGUACUCAUCGAAACAGCAGUCGAGCGACUCUUGUACACUUUAGUCAUUCAAAGAAAUGUGAUUUCUAGUCAGAAAUCAGUCGUUCAUAACGAAUUGUUAGUUAAAUCUGAAAUAUUACAUUGAAAUUGUGAUUGUAGUUUACAUUUAGACUGAAACCUGAAUGAAAUUUUACUCAAGAAAAAAGGAAAUUGGUCAAAGGACAUCAUUCUGUUACGAUCAGUGCAGAUGUCUGGCUGCUACGUGUACACAUUAUUUACUGCAGAAUGAUUAACCGCAUGCUUUGUGUUUACUGGACCUUUCUGUGUAUAAAGUUGUUGUUUUUUUGUUU